Molecule: messenger RNA, 1173 nt
Organism: Kalmanozyma brasiliensis GHG001
Lineage: Eukaryota; Fungi; Basidiomycota; Ustilaginomycetes; Ustilaginales
Product: Dcp1-like decapping
Exons: 2
Coding region: 1-1173 (390 amino acids)
Biological process (GO): positive regulation of catalytic activity; deadenylation-dependent decapping of nuclear-transcribed mRNA; deadenylation-independent decapping of nuclear-transcribed mRNA
Cellular component (GO): P-body
Molecular function (GO): enzyme activator activity; mRNA binding
Source: RefSeq, a predicted model, not a curated record
AUGGCAUCCACAGCCGAGGCGCGGUCCUCAUUCAAUCUCAAAGUGCUCCGCAGACACGAUCCAUCGAUCGUAUCGAUCUUCGAGACAGCCUCCUUUGUCGUCUUGUACAACUACAACAAUGGCGAGUGGACCAAGACGGGUGUGGAAGGUCCACUCUUUCUCUUCCGCCGUCGACUGCCGCCGUACAACGGGUUCUUCCUGAUGAACCGCAACGGGGUGGAAAACUUCUCUGCGGACGUGACGCCGGAUGACGACCUGGAGAUCACACCGGAAUUCAUCAUCUAUCGGCCAGAGGCGAACGACGAAGUGUACGGCAUCUGGGUGUUCGAGCCGGGUCAGAGGAUGAGUGUGGGGGACAAGCUGUUGAGGCUGCAGCAGAUGGUCGAGGCGCCCAGUGCCGAGGUGGUGCGCGUUGCGGAGCAGUCGAGCUCCGCAGCCGGGGAGUCCAAGCAGGCGGAAAAGAAGAAUGGGAAGGAGACCGAAGCGAAGGGUGGGAAGGGCAAGGUGAACGGGAAGCCGAAGAGGAAUGCGAAGCAGACGACAACAGCGCCGCUGAUGGUCGAGAAGGACAGCGCAGACGAGGCAAGUUCGACACCGGCACCAUCCGCCAUUGCGAGCACCGACAGCGAGGUCAGCAGACAGAUCAACUUGGACGAUCUGUUUGGCAGCAGUGCGCCGGCGUCGACGCCGGCGCAGUCGGGAGAAGAAUCGACAGAGAAGGAAGCAGCACCGCAAGCCGCAUCGAACGGAGCAAACCUCCUCGACUCGCUCUUUCAGAACGCUGUCUCGCUCGACAACGCUCCAUCAAACACUGCUCCGGCCACUGAAGCGUCCAAGUCAGUAGCAGAGCCAACACCCGCCACCCACUCGCAAAACCUGCUCGCCCUGCUAGGCGGACCCAGCACUUCUGCGCCCACAGCCACCACCGAGCCAUCAGAGCCACCGAAGCCGACAACACCACCACCACAACCCGAACCGACAUCGGCCACAUCAGGCGGCGCACCAAAGAUGUCGGAGCUGAUCGAACAAGCCAUCCGCGACCGCAUCGGACUCGGCGACGACGGCCAGCCGCUCUCAAGGCGCGAGUUCGUCACCGAGCUGCUGAGCAUGGUUCACACGAACCCGGACUUCGUGAGCGAGCUGUACAACUCGUACGUCUCGCGCGUGUCCUAG